Phytomonas sp. EM1 is the source of this 4920-nucleotide messenger RNA. The record is from the annotation of a GenBank genome assembly. NCBI's taxonomy places the organism in Eukaryota, Euglenozoa, Kinetoplastea, Trypanosomatida, Trypanosomatidae.
AUGGGACUUAUCUUUGCAUUAGAGCAGGAUGAUGUCGCCAAAAGAGAGCGAAUGAAGUCUCCAAUGUGCCACUUCAUUCCACACAGACGAAACGUUGCCUUGGCUUGCAACGCUGCGGCUGAUCAGCCUUCAGAAGAAAGCAUUAAUGAUGCCUUGUUAUCAAAUAAAGUUCCUGACCAUCCUACCUUUCUCGUGACCCCUUACGAUUUUUGCAUCGAAAACACCGAUGAAGGGAGUCCUGUUCUUGAAAAGUUUUACUCUAAUAUUUCCAUAAGCGUUGGAAAACGUGAAAAUGUUACCAUUGUUAGUCGUGGCACACAGGGUGAUCGGUACUUUGAGAAACUUUUAUUGAAUCUAUUAGACAACAUCAAAAUCACCGUUGAAUAUGCUAUGCAACUUGUGACUGAUGAAAUUGCCAAGGAAAAGCAGAUGCAGCGCCUUCUCCAACUUGAAGGCGAUGGGCGUAGCGGAGUGAAGGAGUCAACUAAGGGAACUUCUGAAUAUAGUAGAUCUCGCACUGACGUAGGAAAAGCUCUGCCUAUUUCUACGGAUCUGAUUAAAACACUACAUUCAUUCAAUAGAAAAUACCCUUACAAUCAGAAACAUCUUACUCAUAGUCGCAAAUCUAAGAACACAGACUCGUCUAUGAGUCGCUACACUCUGGUUUCGGCUUCGCAUACUUCUGAUCUGACUCCACCGUGCACCAAGGGAACCCUUUUACUACCCGCUGCUUUUGUCGCGAAUCCGCCUGUGUUUCACUUCACGAGCCACUCUUGUUCGGUGGUAGGUAGUCGCGAUCCAAAUGUUAGGAAGCAUUCCUACCUGUAUUCUCAGCAGAAUAGGAAAUCCAUGUUAUUACUUCUUGGAAAGCUUCAAACAAAAAGUCAGAACUCCCCCCCUGAGCCCCUCAAAGGUAAUGGAUGGGGCACAUCCAUGGUGACAUACUACUUUGAUGGUGAGAACUCUGUCAUGGCGUUGCCAGGCAUUCCUAAUUUCAAGGAAGUAAUUCGAUCGUUCUCGGUCGACUUUUGGAUACGGACAGAUUGCACUGCUUCGGAAGGGAAGCGCGUGCUGGUCCAGAUUAUGGAUGGCCAGAAUGAGGACAAAGGGCAACUCUUUCAAAUAUCACUCAAUUGUUAUGAAGAAAUGAAAGAGUCCAUUCGACUCUUUGCACGCGAUUCCGCAAAUCGAGUUUUGGAGGCCCUUAUUUCGCUCAACAACUUCCCACAGGUUACUUCUGGAACGUCAUUCCAUCACAUUUUGUUCACUGUUCAAAGUCUUGAUGAGGGGCUGAUCCAAUGUCUCAUAGACGGCCGUUCGGCAGAUGUCCAGAUGGUUCAACAAGAGCAUCCUAUUGCAUUUAACUCAUGGCCGCAUCGUUUGUUUAUCGGAGGAUUCCUUAAUGAGAAUAAUAAUCCGACGUCAAUAUUUCGUGGAACUCUCUUGGAUUUGCGCUUCUGGUCUGAUGGAGAGGCAAGGAAGCUAUUGCUUUUUUGGCGUUUAUUCGCUGACGCAAGUGGUAAACUCAUAGAGCUAACCAAGACCAUACCGGCAGAUCAUCACGAGAGUUUGCUCUCGUUAAAACAAGUGGAGGAACCCGUUCCAAAUAGUUCGCCGUAUUUCGAUGGCAAUCUUUCGAUGAAUCUAGGGCUCAUGCCACUAUGGGGUGAGCUUAUGCAGAAUUGGCGCCUCGAGAUAAGCUUUCGCACUGAUGUCUCCACAAGCAUCAUGUCACUUGUUGGGGUAACGGACCAGAAGUACAAGAUGCAGGAAUUUGGUAUUGUUCUUAAUGCAGAGCCGCUUUUUCUGAAAGAGAGGUUUCAUUUUCACGAAUUCAACGUGACCUUUUAUCUUGUGGAUGCAUUCGGCGCGUGCUGUUCUGCUCUCCUUCGCGGCUCUGAACGACAAAACUUGAUGGAUGGUGAGUGGCACACACUAGUUUGGAAGUGUGUGGACAGCGAAUCUAACAAAUUCCUUGUUUCAGUAGAUGGGGUUCCACAAGAACUUUUGUACAUCGUUCGUGAGGGACCAAACCGCUUUGUCGAAUUCGAUAACUGGAUUUGUGUGGGAGGGCAUAACGUUCGAAAUUGGAAAGUCAAACGCCCCUUCUUAGGUCAAAUAGGAUGUUUUUAUGUGUCACUUAGGGGCAAAAUUUACAGCACAUUGAACAUGGAUGAAGGGCCAGGGGCCUAUGUCAUGCAGGACCGCUCUGGCCACCAUAAUCACGGAUUGCUGAUUAAUCCUAGUACCGGAUGUGUUCGUAGGAAUGACGUUCUUUGGAUGCCUGGCAAGGUAAAAAAGUGUGAGGAGGAAAGGGAAGAUAAUCGCAAGCUCGAUUUGGUUGUGUAUAAGAAUAAUCACGUGUCAAUCGCCGUGGUGGUCUUCACAUGUGUGUUUGACUCUAUAGGCACGCCACAAGAAGCUAUUGAGGAUACAAUUCACGGCAAAACAUACAGUCCUCAGGUAAUAAGCGACGAUGAUGAUGUAGGUGGAAACUGUAGUACGAAGAAUUCCUGGCGUACGUGGCGAGCUAUCCCAAACGAGUGUUUCAAACCAUUGGACACCAUUGUGCAACUCGAGGAGUCAUUUAACGCCGUCUUGUCUUCUCCAACUGUGCAAGGCCACCUUAUGAUAGUCGUCAGAAUAGGCGACUGUAAUGUGACUUUGCUUCAUUUGUGCGACCCAGAGCUGCCCCUUGAUGCUGUCUACGAUUACAAUAUGCUUAAGUGGCGCUACUCGUAUAUUGUUGAGGGCCAACGUGGCCGCCGUGAACUAAUGCUCAAUCGUAUGAUUGAGAGUGUGGAGAGCGUCCUUCUGGCAACAACUAUGACCCCUUAUACAACUGCUCGCCUUGGACCCCUCAACUCUAUACCUGGAGUUCCUCUCCUCUCAGACGAUAUUGUUCAAUCGUUAGUAGGAAAGGGAAAGCCAUGGUUUUUGGCUAGCAUUUUACAUGCACAACUCUUAAAUUUUAAAUACGGCUCGAGCUUACACAUACUUCAUCGGGUGCGUCCAUCCAUGACCUUCGAUGAGGCAGCUUCAAUUUUCUUAUUUAGCAAACGCCUUCAUGACGGUGCUAGGGAAAAAUCUGCCAUUGUGAUUCAACGAAACUGGCGGAUUAAACUGGCAAAAGCUGAUGCAUUUAAUCGGAAGCAAAUUCGUGAGAUACAAGAGCGAAAGCUGGAGGAAAUACGUGUUCUGCGUACAAAUCCACUAGUGCAAGCGAAGAAAGAGUUGUACGCGCUUUUGAUCACACUUAACCACGUAGCGUGCCCUGCGGUGCCACUGAUAACUGCCGAAACAGCGGAUUUGGAGGAAGUUCUUCGUAAACAAGGCUAUGAGGUUGAACAUUUAGCAGACCCGACUGCUACGCAAUUAAUGGAAGCUAUCUCGCACAUUGACCCCUCCAACUCCAACUUCAUCUACAUAAGUGGGUAUGGUGGGCAGAUGAAUGUACGGCAGCCUCUUUUAGUGGGAUUACAUAGCUUACACAUCACUCUCGAGGAAGGAACUUCGAGAGCCACAAUAGGGGGUGAGGAGGGUGAAGCCUUUCGUUUAUUGAUCUCACAAGCUAAGGAAGCAAGGGCAAACAUCAAGCCUCGUAGAAAGGGCAAAAAAGAGAAGGCAGUGAAAGUAGGCAGAUACAAGAAAGCAAACUCUGAGGAGCUGGAGAUGAUAGCUCAGCAGCAAGCCAUCAUGUUUCAAACUGCUCAAGCUGACCUUGAGCAAGAGUUUCUUUCGUUCCGUAAUGCGCUUCUCACAGAGUGUGAGAUGGAGUUUCAAAUGAUCGUUCGUCUAGUAAGGCAAGCAGUUGUCAUGACCCAAGAGUACGAACGAAAAUUUAUGCUACUGGACACGAUUCAGAGUUACGUGUAUCCGUGCGAAAGUAUCCUCAUUGAGCCGUAUGCAAACUCGGCAAUUAAUGUUGAAACUAUCCUGCGGGCUGCCCUUCGGCAGUCCUUUGUGCCGGGCUUUCAGUGUAUUCUUGCAAUUGAUCUUGAACCAGUUCUUCCAUAUUCUUGCGGCUUUGCCUGUCUUGCUAGCAGCACGGGUAACAUUCUUCGAAUGCCGUAUAAGCCUCAACAGCGUCGUAUCCUUUCGUGGUCAUUAGUAAAGGCGUUUGACGGCCACGCACCAAGAGUGCCGGCCGCUUCUAUAUACUCCGUCCUCGCGGGUGGUAUUGAUACCAACGAAUCUCAACGAGACUGGAAAUCCUUUGCAAAAUACAUCGUCGGUAAAAUGCAAUCUACGUGUUCUGCAGAAAAAUUCAAUGCCUUGUGUCACGAGCUCUCAAGAGAAGUGCCCUUUGUGGCGGAGUUGAUCCCAGUACGCGAUGUAUUGAUGACAGAUAAAGUAAAGGAUCGUGUGCGACGCGAGCGCGAUUCUCAGCUUGUCACUGCGCAACUUACUUUUGGUGUUGGCAGCACAAAGGUGCAGGGGGAUAUGUUUUCCCUUUUUAAGCAUAUCUUGGAUAAUGUCGCUAUCUCUGAAAUCACUCUCACGAAUACUAUUCAUCUUAUCCUUUCAAAUAUGUCCCGAAAUAUAGAUGGUGUGUUGAUUAGUGAUGUAGCCUCUAAAAUUGAGGAAUGUCGUCCACUUGAAUCAGAUGGUCUCGAGUUUAUUGUAAGAAAAACACGCCAUGGUAUUGAGGUACGUUUCGUCUUACAGAACCCAAAGCAAAGAGUUGUUCUAAAUGCGUGGCUUAGUAAUAUCACAGUGCGUAGUCUGAAAUGGCAAAUUUCACUGAACCCACUAUACGGGUAUAGUAAGCUAGACGUGAGCUAUGUGGAAUACUUGUACACACUCAAAACAACCUGUUAUCAAAGAUGCUUCAGAAAAUUGUUAAAACAAUCAUAUACUGACCCUCUGCCUGGCCAUUUGGUUCGUUUCCUGAGUGUGGAACUCGUGAAGACAAAGUAG